Messenger RNA from Neltuma alba, 1245 nucleotides. RefSeq names its product uracil phosphoribosyltransferase. Lineage: Eukaryota; Viridiplantae; Streptophyta; Magnoliopsida; Fabales; Fabaceae. Gene Ontology annotation, molecular function: uracil phosphoribosyltransferase activity. The transcript is spliced from 12 exons. Gene Ontology annotation, biological process: uracil salvage. The record is from RefSeq and is a predicted model, not a curated record. The coding region runs from base 57 to 938 and encodes 293 amino acids.
UGCGACGCAGGAAUCUCUGAAUCUCAUUUCAUAGAUAACAUCGAAAUAUCGAAUGCAUGGCUUCGUGCCGUCUUAAUUUUACUCCGAAUCUCUGGUCUCCGUCUGAUUCGCCGCGUCUUUCUUCCACAUGUCAACUUCAAACCCCAAUUCCUUCUCACUCUCACUCCUCCCACGCCACCCUCAAGCAUUUUCUUCCCUCCAAAACCAGUAAGAUCCCCUCUUCCACCGCUCGGCGGCGUUGCUCUGAUGCUGUAAGGUCUCACAUGACCAUGGAGGAGAAGCCGAUUUCUGGGGACAAAAUGCUAGUUUAUGUGCCUCCGCAUCCGUUGAUCAAGCACUGGGUUUCAGUUCUGAGGAACGAACAGACUCCUUGUCCCAUCUUCAGAAAUGCAAUGGCUGAGCUGGGAAGGCUACUACUGUAUGAAGCUUCAAGGGAUUGUCUGCCAACUGUUGCAGGAGAGAUCCAGUCACCGAUGGGUGUUGCCUCCGUCGAAUUUAUAGAUCCAAGGGAGCCUGUAGCAGUAGUUCCCAUCUUGAGAGCUGGUCUUGCUCUUGCAGAACAUGCAUCAUCAAUCUUGCCUGCAACAAAAACGUAUCAUUUAGGAAUAAGCAGAGAUGAAGAAACGCUUCAGCCAACUAUAUAUCUGAACAAGUUGCCUGAUAAAUUUCCAGAAGGAUCUAAAGUGUUUGUGGUUGAUCCUAUGCUUGCGACAGGUGGUACUAUAGUGGCAGCUCUCAAACUCUUAGAGGAUCGUGGAGUUGGCAACAAGCAGAUUAAAGUGAUAUCUGCUGUCUCUGCCCCACCGGCCCUGCAGAAGCUGAGUGAGCAAUUCCCUGGCCUUCAUGUGUAUACCGGAAUUAUUGAUCCUACUGUGAAUGACAAAGGGUUCAUAAUUCCGGGCCUUGGAGAUGCAGGGGACCGUAGCUAUGGUACCUGAAAUUAUCUCAUCUGUUUCCGACCCAUCGUUGGGUGUUAUCUUUGCAAUUUUGAUGUAAUAUUUAUUGUGGCUACGCAUUAUUUCCAGCAAAAGCAGCUGAGUUUCACGUGUUCCAUCAGUGAUCAGUGGCCCUUUUUCAAUUUUAUUUUUUUAUUUGUUGAAAAGUGGGAGGCGAAUGUAUAGUAUUGUGUCUGAAUUUGACUCUUACAUCAUUCAUACCACUCGUUCACCAAAUUAUGCUAGCUACAAGCUUACGCUUCUCUGUACUGCAAGACGAAAAAACUUGGUAAAGCUCUUUGUUUUUUGG